AUGGCCCUCUCAACACACGCAAUGUCGCAUAUCCGCCGCUACUCAACACGCAUGCCACGCGACCCUCACUACCGCCUCAAAGCCUCACUCGCAACCAGCUACGUUGUGACUGCGUGUGCGCUGCCGUUUGUGCCACCGCUGCUUGAGACGAGGAGAGCAAAGGCAGACGGAAGUUGGAUGACAAAAGAGAGUAUGCAUUGUUCGUCGCAGUUUCUAGGUUGUCCAAGGUGA
Molecule: messenger RNA, 231 nt
Organism: Bipolaris maydis ATCC 48331
Lineage: Eukaryota; Fungi; Ascomycota; Dothideomycetes; Pleosporales; Pleosporaceae
Source: RefSeq, a predicted model, not a curated record